Molecule: messenger RNA, 684 nt
Organism: Prorocentrum cordatum
Lineage: Eukaryota; Dinophyceae; Prorocentrales; Prorocentraceae
Source: the annotation of a GenBank genome assembly
AUGGUCGACGGGGUCGUCUUGCUGGUCGACAUGGUCGAGGGGCCCAAGACGCAGACGAAGUUCGUGCUCCAGAAGGCGCUGCAGCGACCUGGCAUGAAGCCCAUCGUGGUCAUCAACAAGGUUGACCGGCCGCAGGUUCGGCAGGCGGGCGAGGUGGAGAACGAGAUCUUCGACGCCUUCAUGUCGGUGGCCACGGACGACGCGCAGCUGGAGUACCCGACGCUCUACGCCUCGGGCAAGGCCGGCUUCUGCGCCAGGUCCCUGGAGGAGGCCCGGUCGGACAGCCGCCCCACCGACAUGGUGGCCCUGUACGAGGCUCUGGUGAAGCACGUCCCCGCGCCGUCGCCGCCGGAGGUCGACCCGGAGAUCCUCGCGGCAGACGAGAAGAUGGGGGGCUUCUCCAUGCUAGUUUCGCAGCUGGACAAGCUUCCCGCGUUAGGCCCGACGGUCACCGGAAAGGUCUUCAGCGGCUGGGUGCAGAAGGGCGACAAGAUCAUGGCCAAGAGCCUCGACGGGGAAGUGGCCGCCCGCUUAGGCCCACGCGGCCACUUCCAGGACGGGCCUCCUUCUUCUGAGGACUCGAAGGGUCGGCAUCUUCCCAUCGGCGGAAGUUGGCUGACGAGCUGCAGACGCCGCGUCAAUCUCUCCAGGGAGGUUUUGUGGGCUGAAGCUGGCGACGCCUAG